Salvia miltiorrhiza (redroot sage) is the source of this 1041-nucleotide messenger RNA. Its product is annotated as zinc finger BED domain-containing protein RICESLEEPER 2-like. Gene Ontology annotation, molecular function: DNA binding. NCBI's taxonomy places the organism in Eukaryota, Viridiplantae, Streptophyta, Magnoliopsida, Lamiales, Lamiaceae. The transcript has a single exon. Bases 1 to 1041 code for a protein of 346 amino acids. The record is from RefSeq and is a predicted model, not a curated record.
AUGACAAAGAAAAGAAAACGCACGUCCAAAGUGUGGGAUGACUUCAAAGAGAUCAUUGAUGUAAAAGGAAAUGUGAAAGCCGAAUGCAUUCAUUGCAAGACACGGCUAUCAGUCAACAAGACUGGUUGUACAACUCACUUGGCUAGACAUAGUGCCAAAUGCACUGCUAAACAAAUUCACAGCACGAAAGGCCAACAAAAUAUCAGCAUCACAAUGUCUAUGGCUCAGAAGGAAGCGGUGAGCUCUGUCACUAAUUUUAAGUAUGACCACUCAAAGAUCAGAGAGGUACUUUCACACAUGAUUAUUGUGCAUGAGCUUCCAUUUCGAUUUCCUGAAUAUGAGUUAUUUAAUUUGUUGAUGAAGAGCGCCACUCCCCUAUAUAAUAAGAUUAGUCGUGCAACAGCAAAGAAGGAUUGUUGGGCCUCUUAUGAGUUGGAGAAGAAGAGAUUGAUGAACGAAUUGAAAGGUGUUAGUAGAGUAAGUGUGACUACAGACCUUUGGACAUCAGAUCAAAAUAUUUCAUAUAUGGUUGUCACGGGUCACUAUGUGGAUUCAAAUUGGAAUUUACAAAAGCGCACUUUGAACUUUUGUGAUAUUCCACCACCACAUACGGGAGUCGUGAUUAGUGAUGUGCUGCAAAGAUGCUUUCGAGAGUGGGGUAUUGAGGAAAAAGUUUGGACAAUCACUGUGGAUAAUGCUUCCAACAAUGAUGUAGCUGUUCGGAUAUUGAAAGAAAAUCUCUUGUUCAGACACACUUUACCUCUUGGUGGUCAAAUAUUUCACGUGAGAUGUUGUGCGCACAUUCUUAAUCUUUUGGUCAAAGAUGGAUUAUCUUCUAUUCAGGAUGUGAUCUCCAAAGUGCGUGAAAGUGUGAAGUAUGUGGCAGCAUCAGAGGCACGUGUGAUCAUGUUCGGUGAAAUUGCAAAGCAGUUGGAAUUAUCUUCGAAGAAACUUGUCUUGGAUUGUGUAACAAGAUGGAAUGCAACAUAUUUUAUGUUGUCAUGUGCUUUGGAGUUCAAAGCCGUUUUUCCAAGAUAUUAA